Molecule: messenger RNA, 3440 nt
Organism: Arvicanthis niloticus (Nile rat)
Lineage: Eukaryota; Metazoa; Chordata; Mammalia; Rodentia; Muridae
Gene: Lasp1
Product: LIM and SH3 protein 1
Cellular component (GO): focal adhesion
Molecular function (GO): actin filament binding
Source: RefSeq, a predicted model, not a curated record
GAGGGCGGAGGCGGAGGCCAGUUCCCCAGUUCCAGUCGCCGUCGCCUGCACAGUUGCAGCCGCCGCCUCCCACCAGCUCGCCUAAGGAAAAGGGAACGCGCGCUAUCACGGGCGUCCCCGCCCCAGUCUUUCCCCGGAACCAUGAACCCUAACUGUGCCCGGUGCGGCAAGAUCGUGUACCCCACGGAGAAGGUGAACUGUCUGGAUAAGUUCUGGCAUAAAGCAUGCUUUCACUGCGAGACCUGCAAGAUGACCCUGAACAUGAAGAACUACAAGGGUUAUGAGAAGAAGCCUUACUGCAAUGCACACUACCCCAAGCAGUCUUUCACCAUGGUGGCCGACACUCCGGAAAACCUCCGCCUCAAGCAACAGAGCGAGCUGCAGAGUCAGGUGCGCUACAAGGAGGAGUUUGAGAAGAAUAAGGGCAAAGGCUUCAGCGUGGUGGCAGACACGCCCGAGCUGCAGAGAAUCAAGAAGACCCAGGACCAGAUCAGCAAUAUCAAAUACCAUGAGGAGUUUGAGAAGAGCCGCAUGGGGCCCAGUGGAGGUGAAGGUGUGGAACCAGAGCGCCGAGAACCCCAGGACAGCAGCAGCUACCGGAGGCCCCCAGAGCAGCAACAGCCACAGCCUCACCAUAUCCCAACCAGUGCCCCAGUUUACCAGCAGCCGCAACAGCAGCAGGUGACCCCGUCCUAUGGUGGCUACAAGGAGCCAGCAGCCCCUGUCUCCGUACAGCGCAGUGCCCCAGGUGGUGGAGGGAAACGGUACCGGGCAGUGUAUGACUACAGUGCUGCGGAUGAGGACGAGGUCUCCUUCCAAGAUGGAGACACCAUCGUCAAUGUGCAGCAGAUCGAUGACGGCUGGAUGUACGGGACCGUAGAGCGCACCGGAGACACAGGGAUGCUGCCAGCCAACUACGUGGAGGCCAUCUGAGCCCCAUGCUGCCCCACCCUCCGUCUUCAAUGCAUUCCAUGGCAUCAUAUCUGUCCUGGGGCCUGACCCGUCCACCCUUCAGUGUCUCUGUCUUUUAAGAUCUUCAACUGCUUCUUUAUCCCUGACCCUCCUCCAGCUUCUGUUGCCAACCCAAGCCUUGUUCUGCCCCUGGGCUCCUUUCUCUGGCAGGUUUUCCCUUGGACCAAUCAACUGAUUGAUUUUUUCCCCUCUCUGGAUGGAACAUGCUGGGCACUCUGGGGAGGGCUGGGUUGUUCUGAGGAGGGUGGGCUCACAGGGCUGGGCUGAAAUGGGAGACUUAGACUGGGUAUAGUGGCAUACACCUUUAAUCCCAGCAGAGGAUUAAUUCCAGAGAAGGGAGGCAGAGGCAGGCAGAUCUGUGACUCUGAAGCCAGCCUGGUCUACAUCGUGAGUUUCAGGACAGCCAGAGCUAUGUAGUGAGACCCUGUCUCAGUUUCACUUCCUGCCUUAGGCCCUGGAAACCCCUGGCCCAGCUCCCCUGACACCCUUCCUCCUAGAGCUGGGGUGAGCUGCAUACUCCUCAUACCUCCAGGUGGGGCUCCACACAUCCCCAGGGGGUGGGUAUCAAAGGCCUCAGUUGUGUAGAGAACGAUGUGAUUGAUGACCUUUCCCCUAGUCCAUCUUCCUGAAUCUGCCUCCUCCUGGGGGCAUCCAGGGGAGAACAAAGCUCCUGCUUCAGGCUGAAUCCCUGCCUCUGUGUACAGUCCUUCACACGGACUGUGCCAUUCUGCCCACACAAACCUAGAGUGGCCAAAGAGCUCCCCAGAAAUCCCAGCUUGGGUCAGAUUCUUGCCUUAGUUCUAGGGGCAGCAGUAGAAAGGAAGGAACGGGGUGUUCUCCUCAGGCUUGUUUGCUUCCCUCCUCCGAAGCCUCCCGGGACUCUCUUUAUCUCCCUGGCUGAGAGCCUGCUGUGAAGAGUAGAGCUAGGGACAGAAGCCUUUGGGACUUGACUGAGCUGUUUCUUCCUGUUCCCCUGGGUAAAGGUCUCUGUCUCCUGUGGCCUUCCUUCCCCAGCACAAGGCUGGACUGGCUUAGAGCUCUGCAAAGCCAGAAAAUGGAGAGAGUUUUCUGGAGCACAGGAGGCCCUCCCACCUAACUGGGGAGGUGGGAGAAGGCUUCUAGGUUAGACAUGUGCUUUCCUGUCUUUGUGUCUAAGGCUACAGAGUAUGGUACCAGAAGGACCAAGUCACCCGCACUGUUGUGGCACCUCACCUGAGGCUCUCCUGUCCUUGAAGCAAAGGAGAGAGUCCAGGGCUCCAAAGCUGGCAGCACCAUCUCUGGGCUAGUGCUAAACUCAAGUUCCUCCUUUGCAUCUGGGGCCUGGGGCAGUGCUCACUUGACUUCAUUCAUCUCUGGGUUUUCUUGUCACUCCUCCUGGGUCCCCUGAGUCCGAUACAGGUCCCUUUACAUACUCAGACCCUGCUGCAGGUGAUGUUUGAACCUGAAGACCUUGGUCAGGCCAGCAUUGUGGUUGUCAUGAGGGCUUGCCAGAGUAACCAUCUUCCUGCCUGGUCAAUCCCUUUACUUCCGACCCUAGCUUGGGUGAAGGCAAGGAGUGUUCUGGUGGGCACGGGGAGAGCCUUGUAGGGGCAUCUCAGGAGCCACUGGGGAGGAUCCGGUCCAUUCCAUUUCCUCUUGAUCUCAAAGCACAAUGUGGUUCUGGGGACCAGAGGUCAGGGGCACUUGCUCUUGGAGGGCCUGUGUUCAGGAGGUGCUACAAGCCUCCUGGUUCCUCUCAGCUGAACCUCCCUUCCCAACAUGUCAAAUCAGCUGCUCUUCUAGUGUCCUAGAAAUGGGGAGGGGGGAGGGUUCUUUCAUACACCUGCAGAGGGAAGGGGAACUACUUAAGGUGCUGAGGGCCCCAAGCCUGCUGGAGUCCAUACUCUUACAGAAGCAUUCACCCCUAGAAGAGCACAGAAUCCCCAAGCCCGUGGUCUCUUCAUUUGUAAAGUCUUUUCAGCCAAUCAAAACCCAGGAAAGAAGGCACCUUGGCUAUACUGUGAACUUAACGUUUGUGAACCAAUCCUGUAAUGCAAGAAGCCUCGUGGCGAGGGACAUGAAUUCUCCCCAUGUUGCUUCCUGGUUUCCCUCCUCAUGUUCCUUCAGGGAACAGUUUAUUUUCUAAUAGCUGGACACGAGACAAAAAGUACUACCCCACAGAGCCUGUAUUUAAACAGAAACAGAAGUGACCCUGUGAAGUCCGCCUCUGUCCAACAUUUCAUCUGUGUGAGUGGGGUGUGUGUGUGUGUGUGUGUGUGUGUGUGUGUGUGUGUGUGUGUGUGUAGCCACCCACACUCAUCUUUUAUAUUGGGUUGUCAUCUUUCUUUGGUCUGUUUGGUUCCCUCCCUCCCGGCCUCGUGCUUGGGAUCAAUUCUUUCUGGCCUGUUAUGAUUUUGAACAUUGACUUGAACCACAAAGUGAAUCUUUAUCCUGGUGACUCAAAUAAAAGUGUAAUUUUUACCUGCGGA